UUUCUUUGUUGUUUUUCCCUUUUCUUUCAUUCUUUUUUUUUUCUACUGCGGUUUUCUUUCUCUUUCUUUUUCUUUUUUUUCCUGAAAAUAAGGCGUAUCAUCUCUCCAAUAUGACAAAAGAUAAACAACCUACGGGUAAGAACAUGAAAGAUUGAUCGAAUGACUUUUGGGAAUGUCAUGAAUACUGAAUUGUCUUUUUUUUUUUUCUAAUUUAGGCACACUCAACUAAUGGCUCAAGCGAAAUCGGGGUCCCAGUUCCUGUUUUACGGUUUUCUCCUCUCCUUCUUGGUUUCUCUUUCAAAAACUCACUUUUUAUCUUUCCUGAAUUCAACAAAGUACACAUACGAAGUCAAUUUUACCCUGUAUCUUCCUAGUGUCAUAGCAGUUUCCAUUCCUGUGUGGAUAUACUAUGCAAAACUAUUAGCUAAAAGGGCAACAUAUUACCAACUGGGAAAAAAACGGGACAGUGUUACCGACAAGACAAAGGAAACUGAACUCUCAUCUUUUGGUCAUGUGAAGAAUGAACUGAAAAACGUAAUGUACUUUUUUACCCUGUAUCUUCCUAGUGCCAUAGCAGUUUCCAUUCUUGUGUGGAUAUCUUUUCACCAUUCCUUUCCGCUGUAUCUCUCCUGGUUUAUCUGCUAUCACGUACUUAUGCUACCUAGCGCCGAAGGUAUUCAACCAACAUUGAUAGUUAGCCACAAGGAUCACCAAACCAACAACAAUUCUAUUGAAAACCUUGAAUCGGUUACCCCUUCCGAAAACAUUCGAAAAUCAAUCAGUUAUUAUCGUGAAAACCCUGAACAACGCCUAAGAAUGUCUAAGCCGUUCCCAGCACCUCCUACUCUAGCCGAUAGCGACUUCUGAUAAAUUACUACACUUCUCCAGGGGAUACGACUUUAUCGACUACGAAAUCACCAAAAACGGCGUUAGUGCGAUCACUGAAAUAUAAAAAAAAAGCUUUUAUACUCCAACAGGCGGCCGACAAGUACAUCCUUUGCAAAAGAAUCUGCUA
This is a messenger RNA of Halteromyces radiatus, 1015 nucleotides long. RefSeq lists its product as uncharacterized. The transcript has a single exon. Gene Ontology annotation, molecular function: nucleic acid binding. Lineage: Eukaryota; Fungi; Mucoromycota; Mucoromycetes; Mucorales; Cunninghamellaceae. The record is from RefSeq and is a predicted model, not a curated record. Bases 229 to 867 code for a protein of 212 amino acids.